GCGACUAUCGCCUUUGUGAGGGAGUCAUUGGCCGGCUGAAGUUCAAAGCCGAUUACUUUGGUAGGCAAGACACCCAGCGCUAUAUAACUAUAGAAAAUGCUUCCGGUAUGAUUAGAGUUUCAGCCAAACCAUAGUCAUGAGUGGGUCACAACAAGAACACAUACUGAUGCUGCCUUUCAUGGCACAGGGCCAUCUCAUCCCUUUCUUGCAACUGGCAAGACAGAUCCACCAUGCCAGUGGCUUCACCAUCACCAUCGCCAGCACUUCUCUCAACGUGGCCUACCUCAGUUCAGUCAUUGCCAAGGACCCUGUUCUUGCUUCAGCUCAAUCUCGUCAUCAAAUCUGCCUGGCUGCUUUUCCCUUCAAUGGUUCGGACUUCGGCUUGCCACCCAAUACUGAGAAUACGGAGGCCUUGUCUCUUAGCCAAGUGCUCCAUCUUCUCCACGCAUCAGCUACGUUGGAAGUUCCCUGCAGGCAACUUGUAUCAGAAAUCACUGCCAAAGAAGGGAAGCCCCCAAUUUGCAUAAUCUCUGAUGUCUUCCAUGGCUGGGCUAAUUGUGUGGCCGAGAGCUUCCAAACUGUAAAUGUUACUUUCUGCACCUGUGGUGCUUAUGGCAUCGCUGCCUAUGUAUCAGUGUGGCAAAACCUUCCCCAUCGGUCCGUUGGUGAUGAUGAGUUUCGAAUACCGGGUUUUCCUGAUUCAUACCGUUUUCAUCGGUCUCAGAUGCAUGGAUUCUUGCAAGGAGCUAAUGGCCAUGAUCCAUGGUCUCGGUUUAAUCGGCCCCAGCUUUCACUUUCUUUAGGCUCUUUUGGGUGGUUAUGCAACACUGCCGAGGAAAUUGAGCCUCUUGGCAUGGGGGUUCUCAGGAAAUAUACCAAACUUCCCGUUUGGGCCGCGGGGCCUCUUCUCCCUGCUGGGCUGCUUACCAAUUCAAAGACUUUAAGCCAGCAUAGUGGCAGAGAAGCUGCAAUUUCUCCUCAGAAAUGCUUAGAAUGGCUGGAUUUGCACCCUCAUGGUUCAGUCCUGUACAUUUCAUUUGGUUCACAGAACACAAUCAAUCCUACCCAGAUGAUGGAAUUGGCCAAAGGGCUAGAAGACACUGGCAGGCCAUUCAUUUGGGUGAUAAGGCCUCCUAUUGGCUUUGACAUCAAGGGUGAGCUUAGAGCAGAAUGGUUGCCAGAAGGGUUUGAAGAGAGAAUGGUGGAGAGAAAGCAGGGUUUGUUGGUGAGAGGGUGGGCUCCUCAACUGGAGAUUUUGAGUCACAAAUCGACAGCAGCUUUUCUCAGCCACUGUGGAUGGAAUUCAGCGAUGGAGAGCUUGAGCCAAGGUGUGCCGAUCAUCUCGUGGCCUCUGGCUGCCGAGCAGGCAUUCAACUCGAAGAUGAUGAUGGAGGAAAUGGGUGUUUGCAUUGAAUUAUCCAGGGGAAUGCAAAGCCCCAUAGCGAAAGAAGAAGUGAAGAGGACCAUAGAGUUGGUGAUGGACAACAAGAAAGGGAAGGGAGAGGAGAUUAAGAGAAAAGCAGGUAAGAUUGGAGAGCUCAUAAAGGCAGCAUUAACAGAAGAGGGGGGUGAUCCCAAGGGUUCUUCUCUCCAAGCAAUGGAUGAUUUUAUUGCCACUCUUGUCUCAAGAUAGAUAGAGGCUGGCACUAGGACUUGGGGCCGUAAGUUUCUUUGGGUCACGAACUUCUUCUGCCUGCUAAUGCGUAAUGCAUAUGUGUGAGGCAACAAGUGAAUUCGGAGACGGGUCGGACCCUGGCUUGUUGGAGGAAAACACGACUCUAGCCCAGUAAGCUCCUUCGCUGGUUUAGAUGUCCAUAAAAAGGAUUACUGAUUGCCGAUCGGGGGAUAGAUGUUGUCUCUCUUACGUUAAUAAAGUGGUGAUAUAUCCCUGUGCUAUGGAAGCGCUUCUUGUACUCUGAAUUGAGUUCUAUGCUCCGUGAGUAGCUGAGCUUUUUAACUUCCGGUAAGCUCUCAAGAACGCACAGAGAUGGUGCCGUUGGUGAUGGAACAGUAACCAACAGAAUAAAUUAUUUAGUAAUAAUUAGUAAAUGAAUAAAAUUCUAAAGUACGCAGCAAGAGUGUCACAAGUAAAGUAAGAUUAAAAUUUGAAUUAAUGCAUUAGUAUUUUGGGUUAAAGACAAAUUAUUUGUUUUACUAAAUAAAACUAAUUUGUUUUACAAAGUUAACCCAAGUUAUUUCCUCCAAUAUUUCCGCCAAAAGAGGCUCCAAAGCGGUGGCUGUGCAGUUUGCAGGUCUGUACGACAACGGCGCCGGUGACGUCUCCGCCACCUUCAAGUUUUGCGGCGGACAUGAGAAUUUCAGCCAAAACUGUAGAUUCAUGGCCAUGGCCGGCUCUCAAGAGCACAUACCGAUGCUUCCUUUCAUGGCACAAGGGCAUCUCAUCCCUUUCCUGGCGCUAGCAAGGCAUAUAUCCACCAAGCCACUGCCUUUACCAUCACCAUUGCCAACACUCCUCUCAACGUUGCCUUCCUCAGUUCAGUCAUUGCCAUGGGCCCAGAUCUGUCUUCUGCUCAAUCUCGUCGUCAAAUCUGCCUGGCUGCU
Molecule: messenger RNA, 2562 nt
Organism: Diospyros lotus (date-plum)
Lineage: Eukaryota; Viridiplantae; Streptophyta; Magnoliopsida; Ericales; Ebenaceae
Product: UDP-glycosyltransferase 92A1-like
Exons: 3
Coding region: 137-1633 (498 amino acids)
Molecular function (GO): UDP-glycosyltransferase activity
Source: RefSeq, a predicted model, not a curated record